Messenger RNA from Cervus elaphus (red deer), 7684 nucleotides. It is a transcript of the gene KLF8, whose product is annotated as Kruppel like factor 8. The transcript has 6 exons. NCBI's taxonomy places the organism in Eukaryota, Metazoa, Chordata, Mammalia, Artiodactyla, Cervidae. Gene Ontology annotation, biological process: regulation of transcription by RNA polymerase II. The record is from RefSeq and is a predicted model, not a curated record. The coding region runs from base 554 to 1615 and encodes 353 amino acids. Gene Ontology annotation, molecular function: DNA-binding transcription factor activity, RNA polymerase II-specific; RNA polymerase II cis-regulatory region sequence-specific DNA binding.
AGAAGGCCGCCACUAGCAAUAACGUGAGCUUCCUAAACUCACCAGAGAGGUCGGAGGUAUUGUUGGAAAUGCUAGGAACCCCGUGAUUCUGUCUGCCCGCCAAAGAGAGACGAAAACCCAAGUUGUGCGGUGCAGCUUUAAAGGGGCUGGUGAUUGACAGAAUGUGUAGCAGUGGAUGGGGUGGAGCCGCUGGGUGGGGUCUGGGACAGGCAGCUGGGAGAAACCAAAAGCAAGAAAAAAGAAAACCGUAGCCCCUGAAAUCGCUAAUGCCAGACGGGGGAAGCUAGCUAGAAAGGGAGGAUAGGAGGGUUUUAGAGCUCACCUCCAUUCCUACCCUGAUCAACUCUCUCAGACUCUUUUAUCUCCUUUUGAGAUAAUUAAAACCUACUGUACAACGGCCCUAGUCGGUGCCCGUUCCUAACUCCACUGAAUUAGAUUUGUAGUACCAGUGAGUGAAGACCCCGGGUCCACCACCUCAACCCCGGCCCCGCCCCAUCGGCCUGGCCCGGGGCUGGGAGCAGAGGAUGCCUUUGGAGGCGCAGAGUCCGAAAAUAUGGAUCAACUCAUAAGCAACUUGGAGGUCCAACUUAAUUCAGAAGGUGGCUCAAUGCAUAUUUUCAAACAGGUCACUGGCCCUGUUCAAAUUAGAGAUUCCCUUAAGAGAGCAGACAGAGAUAAUAUGACAUCUCCACCACUCCUGGAUGCCAACCCCAUGAAGAACCCAGCAUUGUUAAAUGACAUCAAGAUUGAGCCCCCAGAAGAACUUCUGGCGAAUGAUUUCAACCUGCCCCAGGUGGAACCAGUUGACCUCUCUUUUCACAAGCCAAAGGCUCCUCUCCAGCCUGCCAGUAUGCUGCAAUCUCCAAUACGUCCUCCCAAGCCACAGCCUGCUUCCCAGACUCUUGUAGUGUCCACUUCAACAUCAGACACAGGCAGUUCAGCAAGCAUCCGUACUGUUCUGACUCCAGGCUCUAUCCUGGCCUCAUCUCAGGGCACUGGUGGCCAUCAGAUCUUACAUGUGAUUCACACCAUCCCCUCAGUCAAUCUGCCAAAUAAGAUGGGUAGCCUGAAAGCCAUCCCGGUGGUGGUGCAGUCGCUGCCCAUGGUGUAUACUACUUUGCCUGCAGAUGGGAACCCUGCAGCCAUUACAGUCCCAUUAAUUGGAGGAGAUGGCAAAAAUGUUGGAUCAGUGAAAGUUGAACCCACAUCUAUAUCUCCACUGGAGAUCCCAAGUGACAAUGAAGAGAAUGCAAUUGAGAGUGGAUCCUUACAGGGUAUUCAAGGACUACAGCAAGAACCAGCAGCAAUGACACAAAUGCAAGAAGAGUCCCUUGACUUGAAGAGAAGACGGAUUCACCAAUGUGACUUUGCAGGAUGCAGCAAAGUGUACACCAAAAGCUCUCACCUGAAAGCCCACCGCAGAAUCCAUACAGGAGAGAAGCCUUAUAAAUGCACUUGGGAUGGUUGCUCUUGGAAAUUUGCUCGCUCGGAUGAGCUCACCCGCCAUUUCCGCAAGCACACAGGCAUCAAGCCUUUCCGGUGCACAGACUGCAAUCGUAGCUUUUCUCGCUCUGACCACCUGUCUCUGCACCGCCGGCGCCAUGACACCGCGUAAGCGGUACAGACUGCACUAGAAGAGCUGCACUGGUCUCUUUCGUGCACACGCCCGUGUUCUAUAAGAUCAUGAUCAUCUUUUCCUCUUUGACUCAGCUUGCCUGUGGGAUGGGAUACAGCUCACUGACCCAGACUGAUGAGAUUGGAGGAAAAGAUAGCUGAUCUUUCGUGAAGACUCCUUAUAUUCCAUCUUCAUUUCUUCCUUGUCUCAUCCCCAAUUUUUUUCAACCUCCACAUGGGUUGAAUUCCAGUGCGGCACCCAUGGUUGCCCCCUCCCCUGCCCGUUAUGAGAUAGGACAUUCUUCCUACAAUAAGAACACAGGAAUCAAAUUCAAGGCUGUGAACAAACAUAUGCUGCUUUUUUUUUUAUUUUUCUCUUGUUUUAUAGAAUUCUUAUCCAUAUUUUUGAAUCAAUAUAUCAAUGUGGUUGGUAGUGUACUAAAAUGACUUUUUUCAAGUUCCCAGGCAAAAGAGGGCAUAACAUUGUAGUUGGUUGAUAAGAUUUACAGGUAUUUGGGUCCUGAGUAUAGGGCACAUUCUUGGUGAAUAAACUGAGUCCCAUACCAAACUCAAAGAUUGUGUAAAACCAUUCCUAUUUGUUCUUACAUUGUGGUUUUCAGACAGUGCUGGUGCUUCUUGCUUCUUUAGUCCAUCAAAGGGAAAUAAAGGAUCUUCUUGUCCUCCUUUUCAUCCUCUUCUUCCUCCUCCUCCUUCAGGAUUAAAGAUUUUUCUACACAGUUACAUUCUUUGUUAUGUUAAACUUGGAUAAAAUUUUCAAAGCACACACUAACAUGCCAGUAUGGAAAAAAAAAAAUGUUUCAGGAGAGUCAAUUGGGCAGUGAUAGGAGCAAGUAGACCCAAGAUGAUCCUGUAAACAAAUAGAGGGGGACUUUCCUUUGUAUAGGAUAUCAAAAGUGCUGUAAUCACAAGCGUCAUUCAAAUGACAAUCUGUUGAGACAGUGUCUUGAGGUGAUAGCUGUACUGUUUAUUCUUCUGUUUACAUAAAGCUACUGUUUUGAACAUACUGCAUGAUGAAAAAAUGACACACUGGGGCCAUGUUACGCAGAGGUGAGAGGUUAGAAGAGAAAAUGUGUUAAUUCCAUGGUUAUUAACAUGCAUUCCUGUAUGUUUCAAAUGGAAUAUAAGAAGAUUUUAGUGAAAAGUAUUAAUAGCAAACAGAAAGCAAUUUGGUGUUCUACAACUGCUGUGAACAUCUAAGACAUUUCUUUUAUCCAUUAUAGCAAGUUGCUUAAUAUACACAUUUGGUUACCUAAUCAGACUGGUUUAUCAUAAUGUCUGGGACAUAAAACCCUCUGUUCCAGGCGCUGGACCUCAGAUCUACCUCCACAUGGCAAAUGUCCUCUCCCAGGGUUGGGGAGGGGAGCUUUUAAUCACUUAAUUGUGGACACAGCUUCUCUCCUGGAAAAUAUUCUCUUCAUAUGGUAUCCCCUUUUCCUUGGCAGAUAUUUAACCAGUCUCUCUUGAAUACUUUAGGCUACCUUCCAAGGCCAUUUAUUCUGACUAAAUUAUAGAAUUCUAGUACCAAGAAGGGAUCCUAUCAACUAUAUAGUCCUACCCAUCAUUAAUAUUUUGCAGAUGAGACAAAUAUGGGUCAGAUUUCUUCCCAAGAUGUUUCUUUGAGGUUUAUAGACCUGCACACUCAUUCUCCCAGGGAUCACAUUAUUAAACCAACUUUUAAAAAAAUUACAUGAUUGGUUGCAGUAUUUGUCUUAUUUUAUAUGUUAUGCUUCAGAAAAAUUUAAACCACUUACAGAAUAAUUUACAGUUGACUAAAUGGUAAGUAAAAUGUGCUUAUGGUCAUUGAUAUAUAACAUUAGGCACACAAUUUUUUUUCCAUUUUUAACACUUUCUAUAAUAUCUCAGGUUUGAUUUAUCUCAUUUCAAGGUACAGUGUCUUUCCAGAUCAUAAAUCUUCAUAAAUUCAAGGACUACCUGUAUUUUUCAAAAUGAUAUGUAGAUUUUUACUAUUUUACCCUUGUUAUUUUGACAUAGGUUUUACCUUAACUUUUGGUUGCAAGUUCCACAUUACAGACUAAUUGUUAAAGCAUAGGGAGUAUCUCCCUAUGCAGCUGUAAGACAGGUUGUUAAAGGUGAAACUUAUGUUGUUAAAGUUACCAUCAUACAUAAGUUAAGCUUAUAAUUGAGUAGUUGAUAUGGUAUUUCACAGUGGAAUCCAAAGACAUACUCUUUUUCUCCAGAGUUUGGAUUUGAGACUUCUUUUUCAGAGUUCAUAACUGACCUGUGCCCCUCAGACCUCAAAAUCUUUUGCAUUGGAGCAUAUGAUCUAUUUAUAAAUAAAGACUAUGUUCAAAUCCUACUAAGUAGGAUAUUUAAAUUAGGAUCCCAAAUAUUGGUAUCCCUGACAUCUUUAAGCUUUUAUUCAAAUUUUCCCUGCAAAGUAAUGAGGGACUUUAUUAAUGAUUUAUUAAUUGUCUAUGGCCAGGAAAAUAUUCUAAUCCUAUUUUCAUUGUCCUCUUCCCUACAAAUAAUGAUAAAAUCUUUACAAAUUAUUUAUAUAUUCUUUAGGAAAUAUGUCAAAAUUCAUUAAGAAUAUUUCAUGGAGUACAGGUACUCAAAUACAAUAUAGUGCUGUACCACACCAAGAACACAUAGAACUUUGCUAAAUAAAUGUGGAAAAGAACUGUCUCUCAAAGGUAGCAUUUGGAAUUUAUUGUAUUUACUGUGCUCACACCAGCAAACCACCAUUAUGUGGAUGGUUGCCUAUGGCAUAGAAAAUGGUUUUGUUCAAUAGGGUUGAAUAAUAUCUUGGAAUUUGUUGCAGUGGAAUUCGUCCAUUUGUAGAUGAUUGGCAGUUGACCAUUACUAUUGAUAAUUAUUAUUGGAAAAUUCAGGAAAAAUAUGAAGAAUAUGAACAGCUGAGUACAUUAGGUAGAGUGAAUUAUGUAUGGGCAAGACAGAAAGGUUUGCAAGAAUAAUUUCUUCUUAAAUAAACUUUUAAUUUUAAAACAGUUUUAGAUUUAUAGAAAAAUUGUGACAAUUGUACAGUUUCCCUAUACCUCAAGCCCAGUUUUCCCUAUUAUUAGCAUCUUUCAUUAGAGUGAUAUAUUUGUUGCAAUUAAUGAAGUAAUGAUGAUACAUUACUAUUAACUAAAAUCUAAACUUUAUUCAGAUUUUCUUAGCUUUUACUUAAUAUCAUUUUUCUGUUCCAGCAUCCAUUCAGGAUACCACAUCUCAUUUAGUAGUCAUAGUUCCUUAGGCUUCUUUGGGUUGUGACAAUUUCUCAGACUCUCCUUGUUUCCUAUGACCUUGACAGUUUUGAGGAGCCCCUCAACUAAUAUCUAAUUAUUUUUCACGAUUAAACGGAGCUUACAGGUUUGGAGAAUGAAGAUCACAAAGUUGAACUGCCAUUUUCUAUACAUAUUAACAUGACGUAUACUCUUGAUGUUAAUCUUGAUCAUCUGGCUGAGAUACUGUUUGUCAGGUUUCUCCUCUGUCCCACCUUACAUACUGUACCCUUUGGAAGGAAAUCACAAUGUACAGUCUACACUUAAGGAGUGGUUAGCUAUGCACUACAUCAUUGAGGGUGAGUAUCUACAUAAUUAUUGGGAAUUCUGCAUAGGAGAUUUGUCUCUUCUCCCUCAUUUAUUUAUUUAUUCAAUCAUUUAUUGGUAGGUAUCACUAUGGACUCAUGGAUAUUUAUUUUGUACUUUGGGUUAUAAUCCAAUACAACUUAUUUUGUUUCUCAAAUAGUUCCAGCUUUGACCAUUGGGCACUCUUUUGGCUUGACUUUCAUGUACUUUGGACAUACCCCAUCAUUUUUUUUAGGACACCUUUAUUUUGUAGCACUACAAGAUGCUCCAAGCUCAUCUUGUAUUUCUUUUUUUUACCCCCAAUCCUAUAAUCAACCAUUUCUUUAAUGAGUCCUGGUUUCUGUUAAUGGAAAAUUAUGUUAGAAAUCAAGAUCUGGGCAUUAGGUAUGCUUAUUGCUACAGUUGUCUUGUUGCCUCUAGGUCAUUUCAGCUGAUAGAGCAAGGAAAUAUAUGCAUAUAUACUAACCCAUGUAUAUCUAUAUAUACAUACAUGUAUCUAUAGAUAGUUCUGUAUGUAAUCAUCCAUAUCUUUAUUAACCUAAACAUGAGUUCAUACUGAUGUAUCCAACUCCAAUCCAUUAUCACAUGGAUCAUCUUACCCUUUGUUUACUAUUAAUUUAACCUUUGUUUACUCUGACCUUCCACUCCAACAGUGAGAAACCUGGCUCCCACACUUUGCCAUCUACUUACUUAAUUGCUCAGUUCCAGAGUACCUGUAUAGUGGUAUCUGAAUUGUUUACUUCUAUAACUGUGGAAACACCUAGAGCACAGUGCUCAUGUACAUGAUAGUAACAUUUUUAGAACUCCAAUAGCUCUUUGAAACAAAGUGAUCUGCAAAAUUCAGGAAUUAGUGAUUUCUAUGACCUGAGUUCCAGGAACUUGGGGUGUAUCCUUCUCUCAAAACUUUUUUUUUUUUAAGAACCAGAUCAUUUGGAAUUGACCUAAUCUUUAAUAAGCCAAGGGAAAUUAUUGAUCUUCCAUAGUGUACCAAUACCUAUAUAGAAGUAUGUACACUGAAGAAAGUGGAUGUGCCCAAUUUAAAGAAACAUUUAGCACUAUCUUUUCUCACUGAAAAAUAUGGCUCUCUGACAAUAGAGGUGCUACCCUGUUAUCUCUCUUCCACAUUUUCUCAUCUCUCACUUUAUUGACCUUAGGCAAGUCACAUCACCUUUUUGUGCCACACUUAACCCAUCUGUAAAAUGGGGAUCCAAAUAUCUACCUCACAGGAAUGUUGUGAGGAUUAUCACUAAUGGAUGUUGGCAAAAAUGACAAGUGAUACUUAGAUGAACAACAAAGUAUUAUGAUUACCACUAUGAUAAUUAUAGUACUCUAUAUUUACCCUAGAAGAAGGAGAGGAUUAAGCUUUCUGGAUGAUAAAGAGCUAAAUUUGAGUCAACAGCAAGGAUAAUUGAAGAGUGGUCACUGGAAGCAAUAUUAUCUCUUUCUCUCAAUUUCCCUACAUUCUACUCAUUGCUAACUAUAGGAUUCUCACCUGUUUCUAUACUCAAAGCAUAUUAGGGUCUAAAGGAAUUAAGUAGGCCAAAUCCAUUGCUUUAAAAUCUGUUUUCUUCCCCUACCCUCACUCUGUCUGGACCACAUUGUAUGUCACCCUGUCAGAAGUACAGAGGAAAUUUACCACAACUUUUCAAACCUUGGCCAGUCCAGCUUCAUCAGUUACAUUUUAUCUUUCCACACUUACUAUAUUAUGAACAGUAUAGGUAGAAGGGAAAUGGGGUGGGGUGGUUGGGCUAGGAGUGGAAUGGAAGAGGAUAGAAUUUUCACUAGUGACAGGAUAUUUCUUUGAUUCUCAAAUACUGGUUUUACCUCCCAUUUCUUUUCUGGUGGAGUGUCGGAGACAGGGGGAGAGAUAGUAUCUUAUUAAGAAGCUCUCCUUCCUUUCUGUAGAUGUUUCCCAGGAUCAGUACAGAUAGUUGUUUUGGACAUUAUAACUGUUGUAUGUGUGCUGUUUUCAUUGUAUUUCUGAAUAAACAGAGGAAGAGACUCCCUAGUGGUUUUCAUCUUUGUUUUUUUGACAGGAGACACAGUAGGUGAACAGUGCCAGAAAUUGACUCUUCAUUUUUUUGUUGAGGAAAGGAGCCUGCAGUGAAAUGACUGGUGUUUUUUUUUUUGUCAUUUUUAUUUAAAGAAAUUAUAGAACAGUAUGUUAUUAAGCUUUAGUCUUUAUAACUCCUAUAUCUGGGCCUCAUUAUUUCAGUGAUUUAGAGCAACACUCUGUUUUUUCCCUCUAUUUUAUACUAGUUCUUGUUACAGAGGCAUGGCUUUGAGCCUAGGAUCAUGAGCAAUCUCAUACACAAGUUUGUUAGACCCCUGGAAAUACUAAAAAACUGCCUCAGUUAGCAUGGUCACUUGGAGAUUACUCUGUUUUAACCCAAUGGGACUUUUCCUCUGUGGCAUCCAGGCAGGGUGUAUGCUUGGGAAAUAAGCAAUCUUGUUAUGUUUGAUUAUUGUACUUUUAUAAUUAAUAAAUUUUUUAAGCU